Messenger RNA from Alligator sinensis (Chinese alligator), 977 nucleotides. Its product is annotated as olfactory receptor 1052-like. Gene Ontology annotation, biological process: G protein-coupled receptor signaling pathway. The transcript has 2 exons. The coding region runs from base 12 to 977 and encodes 321 amino acids. The record is from RefSeq and is a predicted model, not a curated record. Gene Ontology annotation, molecular function: G protein-coupled receptor activity; olfactory receptor activity. Gene Ontology annotation, cellular component: membrane. Lineage: Eukaryota; Metazoa; Chordata; Crocodylia; Alligatoridae.
UUUUGAUAUGAAUGGUUGGUCAGUCCCUAGGAAUGGAAAACCAAACCACUGUGACUGAGUUUAUUCUCUUAGGACUUUCCAGUGACCCGCAACUCCAAAUGUUACUGUUCUUUGUGUUUUUGGUGAUAUACCUAAUCACCCUAGCAGGGAACACAGUCAUAAUGUUGGUGAUACAAGCUGAUUCUCACCUUCAUACCCCCAUGUAUUUCUUCCUGUUUCACCUAUCCUUUGUUGACCUCUGCUAUUCCUCAGCCAUUGUCCCUAAGAUGCUGGUGAAUUUACUAGCAAGGCAUAAAACUAUUUCUGUCAAUGCUUGCUUUACCCAGACAUUUUUCAUAUUUCUCUCAGCUAGUUGUGAAGCAUUCAUGCUCUCUGUAAUGGCUUAUGACCGCUAUGCUGCCAUAUUUGAUCCCCUGCAUUACGCGGGGACUAUGAAUAAAAGAGUGUGCAGACAGCUAGUGGGAGGAUCUUGGACAAUGGGCCUUAUGUAUUCACUGGUCAACACAGUUCCUGUAUUAAACUUGAACUUCUGUGGGCCCAAUGAAAUUGGGCAUUUUAGCUGUGAGCUUCCCCCACUCCUAACUCUGUCCUGCACUGAGACACUCGUCAACAAAAUGACUCUUCUUUCUUCAAUUGCUGUCCUUGCUGUCAUCAAUAUCCUCCUUGUCUUGAUUUCCUACAUCCAAAUCAUCUCCACCAUCUUGAGGAUACGCUCUGCAGAGGGUAGACAUAAAGCUUUUUCCACCUGCAGCUCCCACCUCAUUGUGGUGGGUUUAUUAUAUACAACAGCUCUUUUUCAGUACAUGAAACCCAGCUCCAUUUCUUCAGUGAUCCUGGAUCAAGUUGCUUCCAUCCAGUAUAGCAUCUUUACUCCUAUGCUGAACCCUAUCAUCUACUGUCUAAAAAAUAAAGAAGUGAAAAUAGCCUUGGGAAGAAUUUUGAAAAAAACAAAGAAAUCAAAGUCCCAACUCAUGUAA